This is a messenger RNA of Phalacrocorax carbo (great cormorant), 978 nucleotides long. The record is from RefSeq and is a predicted model, not a curated record. NCBI's taxonomy places the organism in Eukaryota, Metazoa, Chordata, Aves, Suliformes, Phalacrocoracidae.
CACCCCCCCGUGACCCCUCCCCUCCCCCCACAGGCCGAGGCGGUGGCGGAGCUGCGGGAGCUGGCGGGGGAGGGCUGGUGGCACUGGGCGGGGCCCUGGGCGGGGCCUUCGCCCCCCUCUUCGCCGAGGCCCUGCCCCCGCUCCUGCCGCGCUGGUGAGCACCGGGGUGGGGGAGGGGAGGGCGGCGGGGGGAGGGGAGGCCCCGGCAGCCGGGUGACCCCCCCCUCCCCGCCUUCCCCUCCCCCCCAGGGCGUCGCCGCAGCGUGGGGGAGCGCUCGUGGGCGGCGGCCAUGCUGGGCGAGGCGGGCUGCGGCGCGGGCUGGCGUGGCCGUGGCGCCCUUCCUGCCCCGCCUGGGCCCCGCCCUGGGCGCGGCCGCCGCCCGCGACCCCCACCCCGAGGUGCGCAGCAACGCCCUCUUCGCCAUGGGGCGCCUGGCCGAGGCCGCCGGCCCCGCCCUCGGAGCGGCGUGGCCGGGGCGGGCCGUGCUGACGCAGGCGCUGACGCGGGAGGGGCCGGGGCGUGUCCGGGACAACGCCUGUGGGGCCCUCGCCCGGCACGGGGGGGCGCUGCCGGCCCAGCUGGUGGUGCCGCUGGUGCUGCGGGCGCUGCCGCUGGGGGCAGGACCUGGCCGAGGAGCCGCCCGUGUUCCGGUACCUGCUGGGGGGUGCACGGCCGCGACCCCCCGCAGCUGUGGCAGCACGGCGGCCGAGCUGCCCCGGGCCUGCGGCAGCGUCGUGGGGAGCGGGCGGCUGCCCCCCGAGCUGGAGGCGGGGGUGGUAGGGCUGCUGCGGGACGUGUGGGGCCACUGCCCCACGGCCUUUGGAGGGGGCCUGCCCAGCUGCCCCCAGCGACGCCGCCCGCCUGCGCCACGCCCUGGGCCUGGCCGACGCCCCAGUGACCUGCUGACCCCGGGGGCGUGGCCAUGAUGUCAGCGGGGUGAUGUCAGCGCGACGAGCCAAUAAAAGCCAUGGUUGGGA